Messenger RNA from Corticium candelabrum, 2867 nucleotides. RefSeq lists its product as uncharacterized. Gene Ontology annotation, molecular function: protein binding. Bases 40 to 2757 code for a protein of 905 amino acids. The record is from RefSeq and is a predicted model, not a curated record. The transcript is spliced from 7 exons. Lineage: Eukaryota; Metazoa; Porifera; Homoscleromorpha; Homosclerophorida; Plakinidae.
CGCAGAGCGGUUGCUUGUUUUAGAGUCUUAACGUCAAGAAUGUCUCUAAGAGUUGCCAUGCGGGCCAUCCGCGACAUCUACGAGGAACGUCAACGUCUGAGACUGUUACAUACCAUACUACACGUUGCAGACGGCUUACCUCUCAGCGAAGAAAUGCCCGACAUUGUCAAGGCGGCAGGAGACGACAAUCUCAAGCUCCUGCACACUUGUAUCAAACGAGGUGACAAUAUCGACGCAUGCGACGACAACCUCGUGACACCAUUGAUGGUAGCAGCUUGGAAAAACCACGUCGAUUUUGCUAGAGUGCUACUGAAGCACGGUGCACACCCGGAAGCGAUUGGAUACGACGAUGAACGAAUCACUACAGCAAUGAUGAUAGCGAUUGGUCGAGACCAUGAUAUGAUAGUAGAUGCGUUACUCGAGUACGGGGCAGACCCCAAUGGUGUGGUCGUAUUCAAUCAUCGAGCCUAUCUGACAACGUUAGCCAUUGCAAUCGACUGUCAAUCAAUCAAAUCGGUCGAGAGACUGUUGGAAUACGGCGCUGAUAUCAACUAUACGGAUUACCAAGGGCUUUCGGCGAUGCACAGAGCGUGUUUUUCGUUAGUCGAUUGGUAUCCUCACGGACCACGAGCAACACUUGUGCCUCAUAAAAUAACAGUUCAACCGACGUACAAUUACAAAGCUUCGACAGGUUUGAAGAUCCUAGAGAUGGUUUUGAUGGCAAAAGGCGCCAAUGUGAACGUGAGAGGAAGAUUCUGGGUGACACCGCUUCACAUUGCGACCUACCUCGGUUGUACGGAUGCUGUCAUGCUGCUCGUCGAGCAUGGAGCGAGUGCGACGACCAUCGAUUAUGACAAAGAAAUACCGGCAUGUUAUUCAACACACAGUCAUAUAAUUCCAGAAUUAGAAAUAGAACACCGAUUUAUCGAGGGAUAUCUAAGAGAGCGUGAAGGUACAAUAAAACUUUCCGUGACACCAAGAGAACAAGAUGAUGACGGAAGUGAGUGUCGACUUCUUGCCUAUUCUGGCGCUCUCUGGGCGGUCCCUCUCAUAACCAAAUUGCGUGCAAGAGAUUGCUCCGCGUUUAGAGAAGACAGGUUUGUGUAUUCUAGAAACGAAAAUGCCGUAAACGACGCAGCCGAGUUUGGCGAAGUAUGUCCUCGACUGGAAAUCCACACGAUGAACUGGAACUUGAGCAAGAAAACGUUUCUCGCUAUUCACGAGACCGAGACCGUUCCGACGAUCGACAUCAUCGAAGAGUAUCCCCCGAAUGUCGUACAGACGAUGACCAAGCGCUACGGAGGAACCACCGUGAGACGAAAGUAUUACCGCUACGACGUGAAGCAUCUCGACGCGCCACCGAAUUACGACAAAAACCGACUGUGGACGCGCGUCGUCGUCUCCUCGUUCAUCACGCUCACGACACAACACGAAAUCAAACUAAAACGACCGGCUGUACUACAGAUACCGCACUCGCUCCGAUUCGAUCACAAACACCGACGUGUCCGAUUCAUUCCCGGACGACUCGACGAGCCGCGCAAUCUCGGAUACAUUCCCGGACGUCUGACCGUGCUGUACAAACACCUCACAAAAGAUAGUCAAUACAAAAGUAUGUCCGACUGGUCUGUACACAGACAAGCCGAAGAACGAGAUCCGAAGUCGGUCACGAUUCUUCUCUCUACGAUUCCCUACGCAUGCGUGUUUGUUGUUACGUACGAAUAUCGGACGAAGCAAUUUGAUAUGAGUCGACCAUUGAGGCGAGUCAACUUUUGUUUACUCGGUAGUCAGUAUUUGAAGCGCGAGAUGCGACUGAAGCUUGUGGGUUAUAUGAAUGCGUGUUCGGCGAGUGCUGUGGUGCGUGAGAGGGAUCGGAAGACGUGCGAGAAUCUCGUCAAAUGGAGUGUGGAUGUACUCGGCGUUGAUGUGAGAUUCGAGGACGAGAUUAAGGUUAGAUUGGAGCUGCCCAAAUGUUUCAGGCUACGCUCGGAGAGAGCGACGACGACGCUGUGUCACUCUGAUUCGUUUCUAUCUCAAGUCUACACUUCGUUCGAAUUGCUGGCGUUGAACACGCGUUGUCCGGACGUCGACGCGUUUUGCUUUAUCGAAACGGAAUCUUCUCGUUACAUUAUGAGAUUGCAAGUUCCCACCAUGAUGUGGUCCGUCUUUAGUAGAGAACCGUGGGAAUCCUUCACGUCACGUGACGACAUGCUGUGGAGAGAGCAGUGGUUCGAUUUGGAUAGCAUUAUACGGACUAGAGUUGACAUGACGUGGCUGUAUCAUCGAAUUCAAGUUUAUAAUGUUUGGGACGCGGGCUUUUCUCCACAAACCUCAAGGAGAGAUUGGGAGUUACCUCCGCAACCGUGGUCGAGAACGGGUCGGUAUUCAACAAUCCGUCAUAAAAUGAUGAAAAACGCGGAACAUUACCGACACUGGCCGAAAACUCACGUGGCAAAUCGUCUCGACUUACCCAUCGACGGUCACGUGAUCGAAUGUGCGGCAAGGAAUUUCGGCUUUCUGUGGAAAGAGAUAGGAUUAGUACUCGGCUAUUUCGAGACAGAAAUCGAGUGGAUUUUGAGCUGCGAACACGACGGCAGGCGCUCGACGAUGAUGCGGUUGAUACUCGAGCAUUGGUCGAAGGGUCACGAAGAAGGAUACGGAACUCUUGGAGAGCUUAUCGCUGCUUUUGAUGAUGAAGACGUCUUCUUUGGCAGCGUUUUUAGAUCGUGCAUUGCCAAUAAGAAACUUUUCGUGUACUAGAGUUCGUCUCCCACUCUUGCUUGACUUGCGCUUGGCUGCUUGACUGCAGCAUCCGAGUACGUGUUGAAUUAAAUGUUGAUGCAUUAAUUAAUUUUGGUCUUUGCAUAAUC